GUGGCGGAGAGCAGUCGUAAAACCUGGGACCUGCUCACGGAAAACCGUGGCCACUGUGGUGUGCAGCUGCGGAGAUGCGCGACACGCGAAGAGCCAGCGGAGACGAGGGGGAGUGGAGCGACGUGACAUCACCUGAGAUGCCCCCGCGCGCCGAGGAACACCGUGUCCGCCGCGCGCUCCGGACAUAAGAGGACAGACCCCAAACGCGAAGACGCUCGGACCGCGCAUUGAUCCGAGCAGUGCCGGGGACGGGAGGGGUCGGUCAUGGGCAACGAGGCGAGCCUGGAGGGGGGCGACGGGCCGCCGGCCGGGCUCCCGGAGGGGCUGGCACCCGACGGGAAGGGCGGCUUCGUGCGGGUGUCCGACGGCACCGCCGUCGACCUGGGCGCACUCAGCGAGGAGCAGAGGAGGCAGCUCGCCGCGGCGGUGUCAAGGGCGCAGGGCGGCGCAGCGGCUGCACGAAGACCUUCAGAAUCCGAUGCCCAACAACGAUCCCAGCAGGUAGGGGCCUCCAGGGGCCCAACAGGUCUCAGUAAGAGCCGAACAGUAGACGCCUUCAACCAGGGUCCGCCUGGCAAGCCCGCGCCGGGCCGCAGCCCUUCGUCCCUCAGCCUUUUUGAGUCCAGAUUCCGGCAGGAGCCAAAAGACCCCGACACCAAGUCAUCCGGCAUGUUUGGCUCCAGCUUCCUCAGUGGGGCCAACCCCCUCAGCGCCAUGUCGUCUAUGACGUCCUCCGUCUCCUCCUCCAUAACCUCCAUGGGCGAUACUGUCAACAUGCCCAAGUUUGGACUGUUUGGGGAUGAGGAGGAAGGAGAUGCGUCUGGAGCGCCGGAGUCCAGGCAGGGAGGUAGGCCAACAGGGAAGGGCCCUCAGCAAGGACCGGGUCCAAGGGGACCACAACAGGGAGGACCCCAGAAACAAGGUCAAGGCCCCCCUGGACAGGGGCCAAAGCCAGGGCAAGGACCCCCUGGGCAGGGACUGAGGCAAGGUCAGGCACCUCCAGGCCAGGGACCUAAAUCAGCUCAGGGUCCUCCUGGCCAAGGACCCCCUGGGCAGGGACUGAGGCAAGGUCAGGCACCUCCAGGCCAGGGGCCCAAUCCAGCUCAGGGUCCUCCUGGCCAAGGACCCCCUGGGCAGGGACUGAGGCAAGGUCAGGCACCUCCAGGCCAGGGGCCCAAACCAGCCCAGGGUCCUCCUGGCCAAGGACCCCCUGGGCAGCAACCCAGGCAAGGUCAGGCACCUCCAGGCCAGGGGCCCAAACCAGCCCAGGGUCCUCCUGGCCAAGGACCCCCUGGGAAGGGCCCCAGGCAAGAUCAGGGACCGCCAGGCCAGGGGCCCAAAACAGGCCAGGGUCCUCCUGGCCAAGGACCCCCUGGGCAGCGUCCCAGGCAAGGUCAAGGACAGCCAGGUCAAGGACCACCAGGGCAACAGGGCCCCAAACCAGGACCACCGGGUCCAGGUGCCAAACAGGGUGGUCCUCCCCCACAACAAGGACCAGGGAAGCCCGGACCCAAGCAGCAAGGGCCACCCGGCCCCGGGGCUCAUCCUGGGGAGCCACCUAAGAGCGGAGGGCCCGAAAAGGCUGAAGGUGGACUCUGCCCACUGUGUAAGACCACCCGGCUGAACACCGGGUCGAAGGACCCUCCUAAUUACAGUAACUGCACUGAGUGUAAGAACCAGGUCUGCAGCCUCUGUGGGUUCAGUCCCCCGGACUCGGCGGGCAAAGAGUGGCUGUGUCUGAACUGCCAGAUGCAGCGAGCGAUGGGCGGUAUGGAUGCCCCGGGCAUGUCCAAGCCCAAACAAGGCUCUGCCCCGCCCUCGCCCCAGAGACAGGCGCCGGGCAAGCCUGGCAAGCUGUUGAUUAAGCAGCAGAGCACCAGCGACCAAGGGUUAACGCCGCCGACCACGCCAAGGCAGAAAUCCCCCGGUCCAACCUCUCCGGGACCACUUUCCCCGGCCUCUUCAAUGGGAUCCCCCAAAAUUGACCUCAAGACUGGUCGUCCCAUUCAGCAGAAGUCCACUCCCCAGCAGUCUCCAGCGAAGGCCAAGCAGGAGUCCAGCUUCUUUGGGGGGUUGGGAGGUAUCAGUUUGGGAGGCCUGACCGAUGCGGCUAAAUCUCCCGCGGCUGCCGAGUCCGUCACAGGGAAACUGUUUGGCGGUUUCGGCGGUUUGAUGGAAUCGUCAAAGCCUCAAGCGCAGGCUCCGCACAAACAGGAGGAGUCGGUGGCGGGGAAGUUAUUUGGAGGUUUUGGAGGUUUGACGGAAUCAAAACCUCCCGCUGCUGCUUCUCAGAUGUUCAGCUUUGGCUCGUCCUUCCUGAGCUCAGCCACCAAUCUUGUCACCGGAGAGGACGAAAAGGCGGCGGUUUCUCCGCCCGACUCGCCCGCUGACUCCGGACCAGGUUCCCCUCCUGACUCAGGCCCCGGCUCACCACCUGACUCCCCGUUCUCUGCGCCUGGAUCUCCCCCUGAUUCGGAUUCUGCUCCUGACACCCCACCUGCCAAAUCCAAGAAACCCCCCAGAACCAUCUCUGUGGAGCGGGAAGAGAAGGCCCCAGCCGUCCAACCUGCACCUGCCCCAGCCCCAGCCCCAGCAACCAAGGAAGGCUGCCCCCUCUGCAAAGUGGACCUGAACAUUGGAUCAUCAGACACGCCGAACUACAGCUUCUGCACCGAGUGCAAGAAGACAGUGUGCAAUCUGUGUGGAUUCAAUCCCACUCCCCACUUGGGAGAGAAAGAAUGGCUUUGCCUCAACUGUCAGACCCAAAGAGCGAUGUCCGGCCAGCUGGGAGAUGUUCCACCUCCACCUAUGGCAUCCCCAAAGAAACAGCCACCUGCCCCUCCUCCCUCUGCUACCCCUACCCCUGCUGCAGUAGAUAGCAAACCCGUAGAAGCAGCAGAGCUUACCCCACCGGCUCCCGAGUCCAAGGUUAAAACGGUGGAGACCUUGAAUGAGCCUGGAGAGAAAGAAAUGGCUGCAAAGGAGGCCAGUCCUACCAGCCCAUCAGACAUAGCAAAGCUUGAAAAUACAGUCCUUCCCAUUCUUGCGGCCCAGGCAAACACACAACCAAAGGAUGAGGAAGAGAAACUAACAGACACACUGAAGGCCAGACGUAAAUUAGAGGUGCUUCCUCUCUCAUCUGAUUCGCCAAGCUCAGAAGAUGACAGAGAGCUGUCUGAGAAGAAUACAAUGGGUACCACCAAGAAAAAGCUCCUUGUGCCCAUGGAUAUCAGGGCAGAUUCCUUGGAUGACAGCAGUGAAAGCUUUGGCAAAGAAAGUCCAAUGUCAGGAGAUGAUGAGGAAUUUAUCCGAAAACAGAUAAUAGAAAUGAGUGAGAAUGAGGAUGCUUCCCCAUCUGAUGAGGAAAACCUAAUCCGAAGAAAGAUUAGAGAGGACGAAAAGAAACAAAUGGAACAGAAGAAAACAGAGGCUGUAGAGAGAAGCACAUCAGGAAAAGCCAGGCGACUUACCAAGAAAAGUACUAUAAGUCCGGACGAUGAAGAAGAUAAGCAACUCCAUAGCUCAUUGGAAAAACCUGAUAUAGACAAGGAGGGACCACAACUAAAAGAAGAAGAGCGUCAAAGUGGUCCAGCAAUUCGUAAAUUCCAAAGUAUGGAGCUGAAUGCAACCAGCAGCCCUGUGCGCAUAAGUAAUGAUGAUAAAGAACCUGAUAUGGAAAGCCUUACUGACUCCCCAGAUGAUAAGUCUAGAGGUGAGGGAUCAUCCAGUCUACAUGCAUCCAGCUUCACUCCUGGGACAUCCCCAACAUCCCUCUCAUCACUGGAUGAAGACAGUGACAGUAGCAGUCCCAGCCAUAUCCGUUCUGAUGAGGGUAAACAACACAGGAAAGCCAAACACAGACAACCAGGUCAAAUGCUGCCAACUAUUGAAGACUCUUCUGAGGAAGAAGAGUUACGGGAAGAAGAGGAGCUGCUCAGGGAGCAAGAAAAACAGAAGGGCUCAGGGAAAAAAUCCAAGAAAGACAAAGAGGAGCUUCGAUCCCAGAGGAGGCGAGAGCGUCCAAAGACACCACCAAGCAACCUGUCCCCCAUUGAAGAUGCUUCGCCAACUGAGGAACUGAGGCAAGAGGCUGAAAUGGAGGAGAUCAGACGAUCGUCCUGCUCUGAUUUCUCCCCAAGCAUUGAUUCAGAUCCUGAAGGUUUUGAAAUCUAUGCUGCAAAGGUCGCAGCAGUUCAGAAAACAUAUCAACUGCCUUUAUCAGUAUCUCUCCACUCCCCAACAGAGGAUCAAAAUACUGAUAAAAAUACACAGAAAAAAUCUCUAAAAUCUGCAGAUGAGGCUUAUGAGGAAAUAAUGCUGAGAGCUAAGUCACCAACACUUGACAAAUGUGAGAUUCAACCAGAAAAGGAGUCCCUUUAUGGAGGCAUGCUUAUUGAAGACUAUGCUUAUGCAUCUCUUAUUGAUAAUUCAACCACUGAUUUGGGAGACCCAGAGAAGAUUGUUGUUCCGGCUCAGCCCAAAAUGCUGAGAUCCCCAGAUGAAGUUUAUGAAGACAUGAUAAAGAAGAGGAAGGAAUUUAUGCAGCUGGAGCAGGAAUAUCAAAAUAUGACGCCAAAACAGACAAGCACUACUCCUGAAAUUGUGUUGCAACUGGCUGAAAAUACCAUCUCCAAAAGCAGUACUGUAACACUGGGCAAAGACGGAAAGCCAUUGCUGGAUGCUGAAACUGCCUAUGAGGAGUUAAUGAAAAGAGUGCUGACUCCUGGAACAAGUCCAACUCAGCAGGAGCCAGAGGUGGAAGCCACUGCAUUUAGAAGGGCACUUCACCCCAUCCCAGACUUAAAAGUGACACAGUGCUCUUCAGGAGAGGUGUCUUCCGAUGAUGAGAGCACAGUUAAAAAAGAAGAGGAGAUACCUGUAGCAUCAGACACAACAUCAAGAAAAGAAACUGAGGAUGUUACUGUGUUUUCUGAGUCUUCUCUAUCAUCAACAUCGGCGCAACCUCACACUACAAUUGCAGCAUCCCAGGCUGAUGUUGUGGACCUCUCUAGUGAACUACCCAGAAUGUCAACCCCUGUGGUUGCCAGUGUAUCACCCUUGCCCACGGUCCCCCAGUACACACCCAGUAUUCCCAGCAUAGUGUCGACUGCCCCGCCUGUGCCCCCUAAGCCAAGCGUACUCCGUAGGGCUAAUUCUCAGGAAACAGCGGAAGUACCUGUUGCACCACCACUGCCUCCUCCCACCCCACCAAAACCUACGGUUUUCCCAAGGAAACCUCCUGUUCCUCUUCCACCUCAGGCUUCACCAACUCCAAUCAGACCAGAAACAGUGGCUAUGACUACAAGCCAAGGAUCACCUACAAGACAAGCAGUUACACCAACGUACAAACCUCACGUUCCCCCUCCUGUUCCCCCAAAGCCAUCAAUUCCUUCUGGGAUUGGUGAUAGCCACAGACCAGGACAUAGUGUCAAACCACCAAUUGCACCAAAGCCUGGCUCACAGCCCUCUUCACCUGCCCACACCCCACAUCCACCAAGACCCACGGUACUUCCCACUGGUUCUGCUGACAUUGCCCUAAAUCUGAGCCCCUCUUGUGAGAGCAAGCCGUUUCAACCCUCACCAAAGUCUCCUUCUUCUCCAAGAUAUUCCAGCAACCUUCGUGACACAUAUGUGGUCAUCACUCUGCCAUCUCAGCCCAACUCUCCAGUAGACAGUGUCUCAACUCAAGCUCCCUCUAGCCCUGGCCCAGUAUCCCCUUCACAUCAAGUUCAGCCCCAAAGUUAUUACCGACCACAGCCUCAAUCUCAAUCAUUUCCACAGCAGCAGCCACAACCAACUCCUUCUCAAACAACCAGGGUGCCUCUGGCAUACACACGAGUCACACAGUCUAUUGAGAAUCAAGAGAUUUGUGGCCCAGAGAAACAUGUAUCUAGUUCUUGUCACAUAAUUGAGGCUAUAUCUGCCUCAGCUCAGCCACCUGUUCACAUGCCAAACCUCAUCUCUCAAGUGGUCACCACAGAGGUUCAAAGGACAACUGUCUCUGUGGUUCAUGAAAGGACACCACCACCAGUGCCAGCUCCAAGGGCAAAUGGUGUACCAAUCUCGAUGGAGAAACCCAAGCCCCAAUUGCCUGCACAGAAUGGACAGACCGUCCAACCUUCUGAGGUGGUAGAUCUUAGGACUAUGAAGGUUGACCCAGAAUCAGACAUGAAUGGUGUGGAUCUGUCUGCUGCCCCAGACUCAAGACGUCAUUCCUUUGUGACUGAUGUAAGUCGUCAGAACAGUGCAGUGCAGUCACCUGUGGUCAACCUCAGUGCUGAGUCAUCUACUGUUUCUAUUGUUACUGAUAGUAUCACUAUUGUGACCUGUGCGGCAACAAUCCAGCGAUGUGACAAUGCAGAUACCUCUCAAGCAUUUUCAGCUCCCCUUCAGCUAACAAAAAAUAAAGUGUUUGAGCCUGUUUCUCAAAUUAUAUAUCGGCCAAUUGAUUAUCAGCCCUCCACUCAUGUUGGUACAGAGAUCCCUAUUAACCUCUCGGUUGGAUCAAGCACAAGUGUAGGAACUUUCCAGACCACCCCUGUCAUGACUGCACCAACAUCUGUUGCAAGCUGUGUUGCCAAUGGAUUAAAUACUGGUACAACCACAGUAGCAGGAGCUGUUGACCUUAGCACAACAAAACCAUUCAACACUGUGGUAUCCAUGGAUGGUGCUUCAACAGAAGUGGUCACAGCUGUAAUCACAGAUGAUGAUGGCAAGCCAGUGGAUCUGACUGCUGGAAAAAGAGCUGUAUGCUGUGAUGUGGUAUAUAAGCUCCCAUUUGCCGGGAUCUGCACUACUCAGCAAACUUCUACACCUCUUCCUGAAGACCGUUUUGGAUAUCGUGACGACCAUUACCAGUAUGACAGGUCACCUUAUGGAAUGAGAGGGUUUGGUGGAAUUAAACCAUCCAUGUCAGACACUAACCUCGCAGAAGCUGGCUUGUUCUUUUAUAAGAGUAAGAACAGCUAUAAUUUCAGUGGCACAACAGAGGGUGCAGUAGAUCUUACCUCAACAAAGAUUUCUGAUGCAGGUGAAGCUGUUGACUACUCCAAGAAAGGGACUUAUGCAGGAAUGACAAUUCCACCCUAUUCGCAAGCCAGAGUUACAAGUGCUGUCGGUACUCUCUUUGGUACAAGCAACGUCUUGAGGUCAUCGAAUGGCGUGGUCUAUUCCUCUGUUGCAGCCCCAAUCCCAUCUACAUAUGCCAUUACCACCCAACCUGGAUCCAUCUUUAGUACAACAUACAACUCGCUGUCAGGUAUGCAUACGAGUGACACAAUGCCUUCCCUGUCCAACCUCCAGAACUUGCCACUGACACGGUCCCACAGUUUCCUGUCCACUAUCUCCACUACUGCAACAGAAGAACAACGAGAAGCCCCACUCAAUCUGGAGAUCUCUAGAGGGGGUACAUCUGCUGUCGAUUCUGUCAGGACAGCCACAACCUCUUUGACCCUUGACACUUACACCGAUGCAUCCCUGGAGGCCAUAGCUGCUUCACUGGAAGCUCUGUCUUCACCUAUGGUUCCUGGAGAUGGCCAAUAUCAGGCAGAGCGUGAGAGGUUAGAGAUGGAGAAACUCAAGCAGCAGCGCCUGGCUGAGGAAUUAGAAUGGGAGCGCCAUGAGAUUCAGCGGUUCCGUGAGCAAGAACAGCUCCUUGUACAGAAAGAACUGGAGGAGCUGCAGGUCAUGAAGCAGCAGAUCCUGUCCCAACAAGAAGACGAAAGACAGGCUCACCUAAUGAUGCAGAAAGAAACCUAUGCCCAACAACAGCAGCAGCUUGAGCAAAUUCAGAGACUCCAAGAGCAACUGCGUCUACAACUGGAAGAGCAAAAGUUUCGUCAGAUGUAUCCAGGUGGGGACAUAGGGCAUGGCGUGCAGGAGGCAGUUGUCUUAGGACCCGAUGGCACAGUGCUGGCCAGAAAAAUCACAGACAGUGGAUGUCAGACAGAUGAAGAGGAUGAGGCAGUCAGCAAAGCUUACACAGCAGGGAGAAAAAAGAAAAGUGUUAAAAAGAGUGUUGACAGUUGUGUACAGACUGAUGAUGAGGAUCAAGAGGAAUGGGAAGCUCAGACCAGAAGCAGACAGAGCCGGCCACGCACGGCUAGGGGUGAUAGGGGAGGGCAGUCAGAGAUUUCUCUUCAAGCCCAUACUGAAAUAUCUAUACAAACAGAUACAGAGGGGAACAUUAGAAUGGACACCAGGUUGGACCUUUCUGACUCUGAAAGGACCUCACCAAAGAAGAGACCUACCCCGUUAGAAAUAGGCCAGUCUCCUAACCUCAAAGUUGAUUCCGCUACGCUUCAAGCCCAUCCUAAAUCUCCAAAUGUUCUCUAUUCCCCUAUAUCCCCAUGUAUAUCACCUAGCAAAUCCCUUGAGUUUGUUUCCUAUGAGAAAUCGCUGGGUGAUACAAGCCCGCAAAAGCUAAGAGGAAGUACAGAGCCUUUAAAAACCUCUCCAGCGAGUCCUAGGGGACCCAAAGCCAUGCAGAGAUCCAUGUCCGAUCCUAAGCCCAUGAGUCCAACAGGAGAAGAAAAGGCAACAUCUGGCACUCAGUUUGGUGAUAGCUAUACUGGGAAAGGUUCAGGAGGCACACCAACAGGCACUCAAAAGAAGGUGAAGAGGACUCUCCCCAAUCCACCAUCAGAGGAUGAGUCAACAACCAGUGGCCAGACAGCAUAUAGUACUGGUUCUGCUCGCCGAAGAAUGUGCCGCAAUUCCAACAUGGCACGUGCCAAGAUCCUACAAGACAUCGAUCGUGAACUAAAUAUGGUGGAGCGCGAGUCUUCCAAGCUCCGUAAAAGACAAGCAGAGCUAGAUGAGGAGGAGAAAGAGAUUGAUGCUAAACUUAGGUACUUGGAGAUGGGAAUAAAUCGGAGAAAAGAUGCACUCCUGAAAGAGAGAGAGAAGAGAGAAAGGGCCUACUUACAGAGUGUGGCUGAAGACAGAGACUACAUGUCAGACAGUGAGGUUAGUAACAUCCGAGAGACUAGAGGUGGACGUGGAGGUGAAGAUGAAGAGAUUGAAGGUCAUGGUCUUGAACGUCCCAGGACAGCUCCUCAGUCAGAAUUGGAUGACUUUGUCCCACCUCAAACUACGCAUGAGUAUGGAAAAUAUUCACAGUAUCAAUACCCUCAAAGCCAAUACCAGCAAACUCUCUACCAGACGCCCCAGUCCUACCAGUCUCAUUCCAUUUAUUCUUCUGUCCCCUCACUCAGUAGCUCCCAGCAACAGAGUUACCAUCAGAUGCUAUUGCUGCAGCAGAAAGCUGCCAGACAAGCAGCCCUUCUCUCAGAGCUGGAUGCAACUAAAUAUGAAAUCAUUAGUCGCCAGCCUGAUCCCACAUCAGCUUUUUUGGGAGUCAAGUAUGACAAAUAUGGCAACCAUCUUGAUCUCAGCGCCUUAGAUGUCGGAAGUAUAGCAAGUAGCCCCAUGUCAAAUGUCUCUGAUUCCUUUUACACAGAUGUAGAUCACCACACACCUCGGAGUUACAUGCUACUGGAAGAUGCUGCAGAGCUGGCUAAGGGCUCUACAGGUCUGUCAUCAUCAUAUAGUCUGGCUGAGAGGGAGUUAGCUAAGGCAGAGAAACUGCUGCGAAGGAGUGCUGCAGAUCUGGGGUCCACUGACUAUCUGGGAUCCACCUCCAGACUCCAUACAUAUGGAAAGACCCCUGAUGAAGAGGAUACAAUGGAGGAACCAUAUGAACUGAAACUCCUGAAGCAGCAGCUCAAGCAAGAGUUUAGGAGAAGUACAGGUGGGACAGAAAACUUAGAACAACUGACAGGUCUCUCCCAGCACUACUAUACCCCAAGCACUGCCAUCUCUAACUACUCCCAAAGACACUAUCCAAAGACAGAUAAGUACAGCAUCAGUCGCCUUACACUAGAGAAGCAGGCUGCUAAACAACUCCCAGCGUCUAUGUUGUACCAAAAGCAUAAGACUCCGAUCUUAGAGCCUAAAAUCUCUUCCAAGUAUUCCUCUAUUACAGACAGUAGAGGUCUAGAAACAGACUAUACCAGCUAUCUGGGAUCUACCAGUGCAUCUCCAAGAUCCAGCCGACUUAUGCAGGAUGAGAUUACCUUUGGUCUUCGUAAGAAUAUUGCUGAGCAGCAAAAGUACCUUGGGUCAACCUUGGGUGCCAACUUGGCUGGGUCAUUAAAUUUGGGUCAGAGCUUGGGUUUGGACUCUGCUUAUCCAAGUGGAAGUCGCUCAAGGCCCUCAUCAAGGCCCACGUCUUGCUAUGGCCUGGACUUGUCUAUCAAAAGGGACCCCUCAAGCUCCUCACUGAGGCUUAAAGGGGAUGGAGAAUCAUCAGAUGUACCAAGCUAUCAAACCCCCUCUGGUCGCACCAAACCCACCAGCCUUCCGAUUGUGCAAAGUGGACGUGGCAGGAUACCCAUAGUUGCCCAGAACUCAGAGGAAGAGAGUCCUUUGAGUCCUGUUGGGCAGCCUAUGGGCAUGGCCCGUGCAUCAGCAGGACCUCUGCCACCCAUCUCAGCUGAUUCAAGGGACCAGUUUGGUUCAUGCCUGUCCUUGCAGGACUCCCAGCAGCAGCAUAUCAGGGAAGAGCCUACCAGGGGUAGGGGUUAUGUGCUUCUGGAUGACCUUCAGGGCACCAUGUCAGAUAGUGAAGCCCUAAGUGAUUCCCUGAUGGCUUUGAACAGAGAGGAUGCAACCAAUGCCUACCACCUUAGACGAGAAGAGACAGAUUGGUUUGAAAAAGCAAGAGAUGGGCGUUUGGAGAACGGACAAGACAAGAGACAGGGAAAAGUCCCAUACUACCCCUUCCCUCACCUCAGAGUCAAACUGCAGAGGGAUCCCAAAGACCGCAGUGUUUCAGGAAAUGGUCUUGGUAUCCGUGUGGUUGGAGGGAAAGAGGUCCCUGGCAGUAAUGGAGACAUAGGAGCUUAUGUCGCCAAAGUCCUACCUGGUGGAGCCGCUGAGCAAACAGGAAAGAUUCUCGAAGGAAUGCAAGUCCUGGAGUGGAAUGGUGUUCAUCUGACGGGGAAGACGUACGAAGAAGUUCAAGGGCUCGUCGGACAGCCGUGUAAUGACGCCGAAGUGUGUGUCAGACUUGAUCUCAACAUGCUCGCUGAGUCAGAUGGUUCCCAGCAUUUGGAUUUCCACGAGCACAGCAAAGGUGACAGACCUCCCAGGUCUCCAGGUGUUGACCCCAAGCAGCUGGCGGCCGAGCUGCAGAAAGUGUCACAGCAGCAGGCUCCCACAUCCACCUCCUCCUCGGGUCUGCCCGCCACCACCUCGGCAACCUCCAGUCCCGCUCAGCCAGGAUCGCCGUCCAUCAGCAAGAAACGCCACAGCAGCAAGACUACGGAUGGAUCGAAGACCCAGUCCCACCCCAUCUCUGGAGAGAUACAGCUCCAAAUCCACUAUGACAAGCAGCUCGGAAACUUGAUCGUCCACGUCCUGCAGGCCCGAAACCUUGCACCGCGGGACAACAAUGGCUACUCUGACCCGUUUGUUAAAGUGUAUCUCCUGCCAGGGAGAGGUCAGGUCAUGGUUGUCCAGAACGCCAGUGCUGAAAACAAGAGGAAGUCUAAACACGCGGGCAAGAGUAUCAACCCCGAGUGGAACCAGACGGUCAUCUAUAAGAACAUCCACCUGGAGCAGCUGAGGAAGAAGACCCUGGAGGUCAGCGUGUGGGACUAUGACAAGUGCUCCUCUAAUGAUUUCCUAGGAGAGGUCCUCAUUGACCUGUCCAACACGGCCCAGCUGGACAACGUCCCGCGGUGGCUCCCCCUGAAGGAGCAGAGCGAGGGCGACCACCACCGGCGCUCCCACUCCGGCCAGAGCCGACACGGUUCCUCCAAACCCUCCUCGCUGCAUUCCUCCCCGAAAACCGCCGGCUCCGCACACGACAUUAAUCAGGAUUCCCCCAAAUCAUCCGUCAUCAAGAGCCGCAGCCACGGGAUCUUUCCAGAUCCGGCGAAGGACACGCUGGUGCCCACUAUCGAGAAAUCUCACAGUAGCCCUGGCACGUCGAAGCCUUCCCCGUCCGAGGGCCAGAGACAAAGCCACAGCCACGGACACAGCCAACACUCUCGCUCGCACGGCGCUUCGCGCUCCAGCAAAAGCGCCGCACGGCAACACCAUCAGGACACUGGCGGCACUGGAAGCAGCGGAGGCGCUGCCAUAGCAACGGGCGAUGUCCCGCAGCAGCAGCAGCAGCAGCAGCAGCAGCAGCAGCCGCCGCCGCCGCAACGCCUCCAACCAACUCGCUCAAGCUACAGAUCCAGCGAUGCCCCCGUCACAGCGGCCUCAUUGGACAGCGGCCUGAGUGGCAGCGCCUACAGCUUGUUGGACGAAGAGGCGGAGGCAAACGAGGUGGACAGUGCCAUCUUCCAGGUGCCCCGAUUUGGAAAGAUUCCAAACGGCACUGACGCGAUGAAAUCCUCACUCGGACACGGUGACACUGAAGGUAAAUCCCAGGUAAUGGGGGAGAUAAAGAUCGCUCUGAAGAAGGAGGUGAAGACGGAGGGAGAGCAACUGGUCCUUGAGAUUCUUCAAUGCCGCAACAUUACCUACAAGUUCAAGUCUCCAGACCACCUGCCUGAUCUUUACGUGAAGCUCUACGUGGUGAAUAUUGCCACCCAGAAAAGGAUCAUCAAGAAAAAGACCAGAGUGUGUCGUCACGACCGCGAACCGUCUUUCAACGAAACCUUCCGCUUCUGUAUGAACCCCACCGGACACUCUCUUCAGCUGUUCCUGGUGUCCAACGGCGGCAAGUUCAUGAAGAAGACUCUGAUCGGGGAGGCCUACGUUUGGCUGGACAAAAUCGACCUUCGCAAGCAAGUGGUGAGCUGGCACAAGCUGCUCGCCAGCACCGCCCACAUCAACUCGUAGAAGAAGAAGAAGAAGAAGGAAAAAUCCUCAAGGGCACAAGAAGGUUUUCUGACACCUAGGGUCACUUAGGUCACACGUGUUUGGUGGGGCGAGGGUGGUGGGUGGUUAGGGCAUGAGAUGGGGCCAAACAUACUUUGAGUUUUGGAAGGUGAGAAGGAGUUCAGCUGUGGAUUUCUGUCGUGUAGGACAGCGGGCGGAAGAAUUUUAGGAGUUUACAGGACAUGAACACGUUUACAGGAAAUAGAGUGUACAGUAGAGUAGGACGCAAGUGCGGAGUUCAGAUGGUCAAGUACGGAAUCAACCAGGUAUUACACACUUUCAUUCACUAACACACACGCAUGCACCCACAAUCAUUCACAAUCAUUCACAACAACUUUGCACAUAUUCAUUCACGCAGCAGAGAAAUCUUAAUUUUUAAUAGAUAUAGGGGAUGGACACACUCGCAGAUUGUAAUUUUUGUUUUGGUGUUUAUCCAUGACAGGUUUUCCUCAUUGCUUUAUUAUGACCUGCAGAGUUUUAAUGAUUUACAAAGCAUUUUGAGAAUAAGAUAUUGUGAAGACUCCCCCGGGGAGACCCUCGUAUUUAUUUUUGUAUUAUGAUAUUAGUGUAGAGUUCUAUCAUUUGUCUUCUCCUCAAUUAUUUAAAUACUUCUAAAAACAUACCCUGGGAAGGAAGCAUAGUAUAUUUUACAACACACUACCUAUCAUUCCAGUUCAAGAGGGGGGGGGGGGGGGGAAAUCCCUACGAGCAUGUUUUUUGAAUUUAUGAACAGAAACGACUUAUUGUUCACCUUAAGUUAUUGUUUGAUAAAUGAUAAAUAUUAUUAUAUAUCAGAUUGGACACUAUAUAUUGUGAGCAUGACUCCAUCUAUUUGCAGUGCCACACAAAAAAACAACUCACCUCCAAGGUUCACUUUGUACAUAGUGAAGUGUCAUAGCUGGAAAUGAACUAUAACACAUAUAGAUAGAUAUAUAGAUAUCUUUAUCACAGACAAUCGCGUCCUUAUGAUUGUGACAUAGAGGUUUUUAUUUAUCCACGACGCCCCUUAGAAUGUGAGACAUUUCCUGUUUUGAGAGUUGAGCAUUUCUCGUUUUUUCUUUGUGAGAUCCAAGCACAUUGUUCGAGUCUUACUGUACGUCACUCCUGCUUCGUUCGUCAGGGCAGUCAACUCAACAACGCACGCUUUUGUGGUGUUUUGCACUUUUUUCCUGCUUAGAAUGUAAAAAAAACAACCUUUUCGUCCUGUUAAGAAAUGAGACAGACAGGGAUUUUAUUUAUUUAUUUAUUUAUUAUUAUUUUUUUUAAACCUAUUGGAGGUGAGGAAGUAGAGAGGUGAAUGAAAAAGGGGGAUGACAGGGGAUGUUGUACCGAACAAAAGACAAAUGUGCCGGAAACUAAUCCAUUAAAAAAAGUCAUCACAGUUAUCACUCUUAGAUACGACAAUUCUAUCACCGUAGCAUGUUGAUGUUUUGUCCCAGCGUUUGUUUUUCGUGUCUUGAUGUGUCUUGAUGUGUCUCGAUAUCGUCAGUUACACUUCAAACCGCAAUGUUGUGUCUUUAGAUAUUUAUCAUUCCCUUUUUUUUGGUUGGCUCUUGAGAAAGGUCACCCUGUGUGCUUGCUUGGAGGUCAAGAAGCAGGACAGCUGGUGCGUUCAACAUGUUCAAGUGAAACUACACUUAAUAUCCGAGAGAUUUCUAUGCAACGUCUACUGUACGAAGGUGGUAACUGCAUGUUGACUCGCCAGACGUGUGACACUUUCCAGGAGAGGAAACAUUUGUAUUGAUUUUUUCUUUUGCACCGUUAUGUUCUCCUUGAAAUGGUUACUGCUUUAAUAUGAUUUUUUAUUUUAAUGUAUUAUUUUGAAUGGCUAUAUGAAUCACUGUUUAUUGCCUGUGAGACUAUUUCCUAUGUUGUAUUAUAUUUGUUUACAGUACAUAUCAGGUGUACAUAGGGGAGUUGAGGAAUUUUUGUUUUUUAUACACGAUGUAGUGCUUGUUUACAACGUUUGGAGGGCCUGAAACUCAGAGAACCAACAUUUAUGCCCUUGUGCACGAACACACACACUCACAUACGGAAAUCACCCUGCGGAGAUCCCGAAUUUCACCCUAGAUAUGAAUCAGGAUGAGAGAAAAAAAAAAUAACAUUCCUAUUCAAAUGAUCUUUUUCUGCACUCCCCAUUUGAAUAGUUUCGUUUCCCAGUGUGUGUAUGAGAAAUGAGAUAUUACACCUGAAACAGUAGUAGUUUUGAGGUCUGUGGUGUGUGUAAUUUCCUUUUUCUUAUUUUUAUAUCCAUGUGCUUGUGUGUGUGUUGCACCUUCAUGCCAAGUCCAUGCAUGUCACCCUUCUUUAAAAGUGUUGUCUGUCUAAAAAAAAAUUAUCCACUUUAAAACACACAGAGAAUCACACACACACACGCUCACACACGAACAUACAGAUGCCAUCUCUCUAUUUCCAACCUUGUAAAUACACAGCUUUUUAUACUGGGGUUUGGGGAGCAAUAGGUCUUUUAGCAGACGACAACAAAAAAACAAACAGGUGUGUGAUAAUAGAAGUAACAGGAAGUCGUUGUAUUUUUGAUCCGUGUACAGUGGAUAGACUGAGAAUCGACCUUAUGUCUGUCUAUAGGGACCCACAUGAACCAAACACCAAACACUAAAGGUUUACCAGAGUCCAAUGACACAGGCGUCAAUCGUAACAGCUCAAGUAGUUGCAGGAGAAUUUAAAUGUGCUCACACUGGAUGUUGCAUGUUUCGUUGGUGGUUCAUACUAUUUUUGUGUCCAGAUAUUACUAAAGAAAAAAAAAGCGAAUGAGGUAGAGAGAGAGAGAGAGAUAUAGAACAAAAAUGUUAUGGGGGGGUGGGGGAUUACGAAGAAAACUUAUUCAAAUUAUUGAUGAUGUAUGCUGACUGUACAAAGAUUAUGCUUGUAAAACCCGUCUGGUUUUUCACUUGUAAGUAAACAGAAAAAAAAAAAUCUAACGUCAUGGUUUUGUGAUUGUAUACAGGAGGUAUUGAUAAAUUAUGCAAAUUGUGCUGUAAAAAUGGCUGUUGCCCCAUGUCUAAAUAUUAAAUAUCAGUCAAAAUGAA
This is a messenger RNA of Scophthalmus maximus (turbot), 15944 nucleotides long. RefSeq names its product piccolo presynaptic cytomatrix protein a (gene pcloa). The record is from RefSeq and is a predicted model, not a curated record. NCBI's taxonomy places the organism in Eukaryota, Metazoa, Chordata, Actinopteri, Pleuronectiformes, Scophthalmidae. The transcript has 26 exons. Gene Ontology annotation, biological process: protein localization to synapse; presynaptic active zone assembly. Gene Ontology annotation, molecular function: metal ion binding; protein binding; structural constituent of presynaptic active zone. Bases 265 to 12858 code for a protein of 4197 amino acids. Gene Ontology annotation, cellular component: GABA-ergic synapse; glutamatergic synapse; cytoskeleton of presynaptic active zone.